Closterium sp. Yama58-4 is the source of this 1983-nucleotide messenger RNA. Lineage: Eukaryota; Viridiplantae; Streptophyta; Zygnematophyceae; Desmidiales; Closteriaceae. The record is from the annotation of a GenBank genome assembly.
AUGGCCGGCUCGAGUCGUCGAACCGCGUUCACCGCCAUGGCCGCGUGCCUCCUGCUCCUCACAGCAAGCUCCGCGGCUCCGCGAGCGGCCGCGUUCCACGUGGCGCGGGAUGCGCGCGACGGCGAUGGCCGAAUCAGCAGCGUUCUCGAGUCUUCUUACGACCGCGACGCGGCGUUGGAGCGAGAAUCCACCUACGAGGAAGACGACGACGUGGCGCGAGCCGCCGGCUUUGCCACGACGCGUGGCGCGGGCCGUGAUCCCGCGGCGCUCAUCGCCACGUCAGCUGGCUUCGCAUACCCAAUGGCGGCUCCCAUAUACGUGGCCAAGUCGCAAUUGCCCACAUUGAUGUCACUCAAGGCCACGUGGUCCAAGUGGGCGGAUCUGAGCUCGUGGGACGGAUCCAAGCCGUGCGAUCAGUGGACGCGGAUCAAGUGCUGGACAGAUGGCACCAUCAGCUUGCGCCUUCAGCUUGCCCCUUCAGCUUGCCCCUUCAGCUUGCCCCUUCAGCUUGCCCCUUCAGGUUGCCCCUGUGUGUUUGUGCUUGCCUCUGCCUGUCUGUCUGCGGUCACAUGUGAUUUACCCCUCGCCCCGCGCCCCUCGCCCCGCGCCCCUCGCCCCGCGCCCCUCGCCCCGCGCCCCACGCUCCGCGCCCCUCGCUCCACGCCCCUCGCUCCGCGCCCCUCGCUCCGCGCCCCCAACAGGCGCAUGGAGAUGAGCGGGAUGGGCCUGCGGGGCAGUCUGCCGGGGAUCAUCGGCGACCUAACCACGCUGGAAGAGCUACUCGUUACCAAGAACUGGUUCACCCACGAGUUUCCCAACUACCUUUCUAAGCUCGUUCGGUUGAAGAACCUCCAAGUAUGGAGCAACUAUUUCAACCACACCAUUCCGCCCGGCCUUGGCAACCUGCGCAGCCUCUACCAGCUGCAUCUAAACAUAAACUAUUUCAAGGGUGGUAUUCCCAACACCUUCUCUCAACUCACCAACCUCUACCGCCUCUUUGUGUCGUCCAACCUCCUAUCCGGCACCUUCCCCAGCGUCAUAUGCACCAUGACCACGCUCAGAGAGCUGCGCAUCAGCGGGAACCAUUUCGAGGGCUCCAUCCCUCCCUGCGUGAGCCGCCUCAAACUGCUUUACUACAUGUACGUGGAUACCAACAGGUUCACAGGAAGGCUGCCCAAGUCCAUUGGCACCAUGACUAACCUGCAGAACCUCUUUAUCAAUCAGAACAGCAUUGCGGGCCCUCUCCCCGCCACCAUCACCCGACUAAGAAACCUGCGUAUCCUCUUCAUGAGCAGCAAUCCCAAGCUCACCGGCAGGCUGCCUCGCAAUCUGGGCAACAUGGUUGGACUCACAGACCUGGUGAUGGAGUUUUGCAACUUCUCUGGCCCCAUCCCACCAUCCAUCACUCGCCUCACGCGCCUGCAGAGACUCCUACUAGACAACAACUACUUUCGAGGCAUAGUGCCGGAGAACCUCAGCAGGCUAACAGACAUCACCAUCCUGUACCUGGAGCGAAACUUCCUCUACGGCACGUUUCCCAAGGGGAUAUCGCAGCUGCCCAAGCUGGCCUACCUCAAUCUGCACAGCAACCUACUGACAGGCCCCCUCCCCACCAACUUCCCCAGCACGCGCUUCAUAGAUUACGGCCAGUACAACCUGCGCAACAACUUCUUCAACGGUCCGGCAGUGGUCACCGCAGGUGGGCGGUCCUUCUGCCCCGUCAACCACACCUACACAGGAGUGUUCUUCGAGUCAUCUCUCGCUAAGAACUGCCUCACUUACCCUGCUGGGAGCCCGUGUGUUAAGGCCGGCUUAGUGCAGGUGCAAGUGCCUACGAAUGUGUGUAAGCGGUUUUGUAAUGCGGAUACGAAUACGUGCGGUGGGAAGGGGUACUGCUGGUUUGGUGGUGGUAGGGACCCGUCUUGUGAUUGCUUUAGGGGGUAUAAGCCAACGGCUGACAAGCAAUUGUGCGUGAAAGCUUGA